GUGAAAUACUCCAACCCGUUACUGUGAUAUUAUCCUUGCCUCCCCUGAUCCUUUGAUCCUGUCACUCGCUAUAAUUCUUCACUGAUCAUGGACUCCCAACCCACCAUCGCCAGCACCCUAAGCAGCGCUAAUCCCCCCAUGGCUCUGGAAGACCCAAUUCCACUAGCAGACUUUGGACAACCCUACCAACACAACCCCGGUAACUCCAUCGUGGAGAUUCAGCCCCGUCAACGCCCCAAAGCCAAAUUCAACAAAGUCAAACCAAUCGUCCAGUCAUACAUCCCCGGCACCGAGAAAUAGGACAGGCUGGUGGACGGGAUAGAGUUCGUCACACUUGCAUCUGGGUAUGCUCUCGUGGCUGCUACCUUGAAAGUGUUUGGAGACCGUUCACAGGUUGGAAACCAUCUGGAUGACCCGGUUGGGUUGCUGAUUUGGGGAUUGCUCUUUGGUUUCGCAACGAUUGUCUUCCUGGGCUUUCAUGAGCUGGUCAACAUCGAUGCGGCAGUCGGCAGAGACGGCAAGCCCGGGGCUCGGCGGGCCAGGAUGACCGGGAAGCAGUUGAGAUUCAUACUGGCUGUUCGGUGUGUGCUGCUCCUCGUUGCGGCCUUCAUGGUUCAAGUCCGUGGACCGUUCUGGUGGACGCCGAGCAUGGGAAGAGCAGAGAGGGAUGGUCGAACCUUGAUCGAUGAGGGCCUGUCUGUUACGAGUCGCAAGUGGUUCAGGCUGGCAUAUGCGAUUGUGUGGUUCAUGAUGAUUGGGUGGUUGUCGUUGGUGGUGGACGGGAUGCACCGACUCGGGUUAACUACCCGGUUCCCUCGCUGGUGGAAGUAGCCUCGACUAUAUCGAUGCCCAAGUAUAGGUUCAUGGUAUACCUAUAGAAAUAGUUUAUUCCGCCCUCGUCGCACAUGAUACCACCUACCACUUGAUGUCGUUGCUGUUUCUCUUGUUGUUGUGGUAGGGCUGAACUUGCAGGGAUCAUGCGCAGGCUAAUGGCGGGGUACCUGCGCCACCCCGCAUUUCGGACUUGACGGCGCGGAAGCCCACGCGCUGUGUGCCAGGCUUGGGCCACGGUCUGCGACGUCACUCCAUCCCCACCAACCAUGGCACUGACUCUCUCCACGAUCAUUAAGUCACCACAGCUGCCCACGCCCAAAGCGCGAGCUGAACAUAUCGACCCCUCCAUCCGCCUCCGCCGAGCAAUCCGCUCCAAUGACCACCUCCUCGUCGCCCGCAUCCUCAAAUCCCACCCUCACCUCCUCCACAACCCCGACCCAGACGAACGCUUCGGCCUGUCCAACUCCAACCUCCACCUCGCCGCCUCAUUGGGCCAUCUACAAAUAUGUCGAUUGCUGAUAUCCCUCGGCCACGAACGAACCAGAACAGCCGAUAACAACCCCACCAAUGACGACGAUAACAUCACACCAUCACUGAAUGACAACCAUCAGACACCACUCAUGCUCGCUUCUGCCGCCGGCCACACAGAAGUAGUCCACUGCCUAUGCGAAUUCCACCCAGCGGGUAUCGUCAGGCAGGAUAUACGAGGGCGGGACGCAAUCAUGGAAGCUUCACUACAUGGGCACGACACAGUUGUUCAGUUGCUGCUAACGUACGCGCCUGGUGGAGCGGAGAGUGCGUUGAGAAACGCUGAUUUGGAUGGGAAUACCGCGUUGCAUUUUGCGAGUAGUAAUGGGAAUUUGUUGGUAUUGAGGACGUUACUGGCGGCGGGGGCGGAUCCGAGAACGACCAAUGUUUGGUUGUGGACGGCCGAGGCGUACAGUGCUACUGUGCAGGCGGAGGUGUAUCUGAAGGGGUUGGUGGUGGAGGUGGAGAGGAGGAGGGGGUUGAGGGCACAGGAGACGACACCACAACAAGAAAGUCCCAAGAGGAUUAGGGAGGGGGUUGGGGUUAUGGAUGCCAGCCCAAAGAAGGAGGUGGUGGUAGGCAAAGGGAGUCCGAGGAAGGGGUUUAGCUUGGGUUUUAUGGGCGGUGGGGUUAGGUUGGUGAGGGACGGGGUUGGGGAUUGAGAGGGUUUCAUGGGGUGUGCUGAUGCUGUGCUUUGACAGUUGAACAUGGCGUGAGAGAUAAGAGUGCGUCGGACCCUUUUUGCUGCCUUUGCCAGAUUCUGGGCGGUAUAUAUCUGUUCGAAUACAUGCAGGGUACAAGGCUACGCUGAUACGAUCUGUUGAUGAGCAAGGGAAUAGGAAUAAUCUGUUCUGGUAUGAUUGUCUGA
This is a messenger RNA of Podospora pseudocomata, 2230 nucleotides long. RefSeq names its product Target of rapamycin complex 2 subunit avo2 (gene AVO2). The coding region runs from base 1101 to 2024 and encodes 307 amino acids. The transcript is spliced from 3 exons. Gene Ontology annotation, molecular function: protein binding. Lineage: Eukaryota; Fungi; Ascomycota; Sordariomycetes; Sordariales; Podosporaceae. The record is from RefSeq and is a predicted model, not a curated record.